This is a messenger RNA of Hevea brasiliensis (rubber tree), 1824 nucleotides long. RefSeq names its product UPF0481 protein At3g47200-like. Lineage: Eukaryota; Viridiplantae; Streptophyta; Magnoliopsida; Malpighiales; Euphorbiaceae. The transcript has a single exon. Bases 266 to 1807 code for a protein of 513 amino acids. The record is from RefSeq and is a predicted model, not a curated record.
UCAUAGUGAAUCUCAUGGGUGACAAUAUGCAUGCGUCUGUAAAAAGUCGCAUUGAACAAAAGGGCAAACCAGUGUAGUAAACGACCACCGCUACUCUCCUUCUGGAAAAAUUCUUCGGGCACCAUAUAUGAACUUCAUUGAACAUUUCCUAGCAACUUCCAAUAACUUGCCUCUUUCCAUCACUUCGCUUUAAAGCUCCAAUGGAUAAACACAUGAGAUUCUUACCUCCACUGAUUAGUUAUAAUCCUUAGAACCACACAGAGAUAUGGAGCACGAAGCUUUUACGAUUGUCACUAUUGUCAAGGAGGAAGAGAUCAAUCCGAUAAGCAACUUCAAAAGAAAGGGGAAAUCUUUAGCAAGUGAUGCAAGUUCCAGCCUAAUUCAAGAAGAUGGGGAAAUUCCUGUUCCAUCAAGUUCAACAUUGUCUAGCCUAAGUCAAGACGAGCACCAAGUUCCUGCACCAACUGAGAUCCAAAGCCAAGAGGAACCUGAACAAGAUGAAGCUGCACUAAGAAACUCAGUGACUCUUAUUGAGCGUCGUCUUCAGGAAAAGCGUCAAGCAGUAAUGACACGAGGAAAAGGCAGGAAUUCAUCUGUAUGCAUCUUCAGGUUUCCUCCUCGUCUUGGAGAAAUCAAUCCAAAUGCCUCUCAGCCUGAGCUUGUAUCUAUAGGCCCUUAUCACAGGGGCAAGGAUCAUUUACUUGAGUUUGAAGAUCACAAGUGGCUCUUCCUUGAGAAAUUCCUUUCUAGAUCAAGCGCUUCUGGAAGGGGUUUGAGGCACUAUUUAAGUAGAUUGAGAAAAGAGGAAGUGGAUAUUAUAAAUUGCUACUCGGACGUUAUUCAGAUGUCAAGUGAUGACUUCGUUGAAAUGAUACUGCUUGAUGGUUGCUUUAUCAUUGAACUUUUAAUCCAUCUUAACCAGGGUAGAGACAUUAUCGAUGACGAUGAUCCAAUCUUCACAAGGCCCUGGUUGAUCCCAAUUCUCAUUAGAGACCUACUUAAGCUUGAUAACCAGCUCCACUUUUUUGUUCUUGACUUCUUGUAUCAGACAUCUGGAAUUGGGAAUGAUAUGGAACAAAAGCUGGGUCCUUUACCCAUACUUGCCUUGAGAACCUUUGAUCAAGCCUCUCCAAGACCUAUGGGAAAUCCUAACCAAUUCUUUCGCUACAAAGGGGAGCAUUUGCUUCACUUGGUUUAUUCAAGUUUAGUUUGCUCAAUCUUGGCAACUCACUGUGAUCAGUUGGAUGAAUAUUGCCCAUCAGAUCAGUCAAUACAAUGUGUCACACAGCUUAGACCAUCAGGAGUGAAGUUCAAGUCAACAAAGAGAGACAGCUUCUUGGAUAUAAAUUUCAAAAACCAAGUGCUAGAAAUUCCAUCCAUUACAGUCAAUGACUUCACAAGCACCCUCCUCAUAAACUGUGUAGCCUUGAAACAAUGCCAGGAGAAGAGAUCCAAAUACUUCACAGAAUAUGUCUCUUUCAUGAGUUGUCUCAUCAGCCAACCAAGAGAUGUAGCACUCCUUUGCUCCGAUGGAAUCGUCACGAGGUUUUCCAAAGAUGACAGAUAUGUUGUUGAUCUUUUCACUAAUCUUGGGAAGAACACUGACUUCAACAUUCGAGAUAGUUAUCUUUCCAAGCAAUUCAGAGAAGUUGAAUCCUAUUACAGCAGCAACUGGGCUACCAUAAGACGAACUUACUUUAGUAGUCCAUGGUCAUUUAUCUCAUUGUCUUCUGCCAUCCUCCUCUUAGUUCUUACAAUGACACAAACUGUAACGUCUGUCUUAACUUUCAAGUGCCAGUUGGGAUAAAAGAUGUUUUUUUUUUC